GGCGGGGCUGCGCCUGGUGCAGGGCCCUGCCCUUUCAGAGCCGCCGCCGCCCGGCGCCGCCAUGGUGUCCUGGAUCAUCUCCCGCCUCGUGGUGCUGAUCUUCGGCACCCUCUACCCCGCGUACUCCUCGUACAAGGCCGUGAAGACGAAAAACGUGAAGGAAUAUGUGAAGUGGAUGAUGUACUGGAUUGUGUUUGCCUUUUUCACCACCGCAGAAACACUCACAGACAUUGUUCUUUCUUGGUUUCCCUUUUAUUUCGAGCUGAAAAUUGCAUUUGUGAUUUGGCUGCUCUCCCCUUACACCAAGGGCUCCAGUGUCCUCUACAGGAAGUUUGUGCACCCAACGCUCUCCAAUAAGGAGAAGGAAAUCGAUGAGUACAUAACUCAGGCUCGUGACAAGAGCUAUGAAACCAUGAUGCGAGUUGGGAAGAGAGGGUUAAACCUUGCUGCCAAUGCAGCAGUUACUGCAGCUGCAAAGGGCCAGGGAGUUCUGUCUGAGAAACUGCGAAGUUUCAGCAUGCAGGAUCUCACUCUAAUCCGAGAUGAAGAUACUGUGCAUAUGCGAAGCCAUGAGCCACAGCUGCACCCAUCUGGUGCGAGUCUCCUUGAAACCAUUGAGGAUUCAGCUUCCUGUUACUCCUCAGGAGAGGAGAGCAGUGUGACACAGAGAUCUAAUGGAACCCCAUCAGAGACUAGAACGGACCCAUCAGAUGAAGAUGCAGUAGACAAACUUCCUAAGCGCACCCAGAGUGUCAAAGCUCCUAAGAAGAUGAUGAAAGCUGAGCCUCCAGCAAGGAGUGUGAAAGCCCGCCCUAAGAAGAAAGCUGCAGGCGCUCUUGCUUCUGUUGAGUCAUCCUAAAGAGACCUCCCCCUCCCCAGCACCUGUCUCUGUCCCAGGAUUUGCCUGUUACUCUUGAGGGGGAACUCCCCAAAGGAAAGGAGCUGCGAUUCAUGUACAUAACAGAUACUGCUUUGUGUAGAGCUCAUUCCAAAGCAAGGGGGAGACUGGGAUUCAGAAAGUGUAGCAGAGGGUAUGCAUCCUCCAGAAUUUUCUCCUUUCUCAUAUCUCUGUUGGAGGGAAUGCUGAUAUGUCUGUACAUAGCCUGUUGCUUUGGAAUUCCCAGUGUACAACCCUUGCUGGGGAGAAUCUUUGUUGGAAGAAUUGACUAGGGUUAGAGACAUCCAAUCCACAAGAAGCUGGAAAAAUGUUAGACACUGGAGUUCCACAGAGGUGGAUGGCUUUCCAAAAUGUCUUAUCUUGCUCUGGGCAUUCUUCUGCAGUUGUGUGUUGUUAAGAAGUGCCCACCAUGAUUCAUCCUCCUUACAAAUGGACUCUUAUCUGUCAUGUCCAUUCCUUUUGAGAAGGUGACCGAAAUGGUGUAUGCUGAGUGCUUUUGAAUGUAAAGGACUAGCUCAUGGGAGGAGUACAUUAGAUUCCCAUUACUAGUACUGGAAGAGAUUGGGUUUGUUUCUGGAAGAUGAGGAGAGAGAAUUGAAAAACUGACUAAUGAAGAAAAUGUGCUGUUACAUGCACGUGUGGUGGAGUAGAUAGAGACAGCUGUAAGCAGUAACUAUUGAGAAGUAAAAUUGGGCAUCCAUAAGAUUUUGACUCCUUUGAAACCGCUUCAAUUUUAUUUCAAGUCUGCUGUUCAUUUUGAUUCCUUUGAGAGCAUCAGAGUGAGGCGAGGCCCAUGCAUAAGGAAAGGCUGGCAGGGAGAUUGCUGCUUUGCUUCUUAUCAAUUGAACUCCUGUGAUGCUUGUUAGUGUGGUCAAAUUCUUUCAUUCUAGCUGAUGACUAGGGUCAGUCUGGCUCAUUAUAGUCUGUGGGCAUACCUGAGAAUUUCAGAAGUCCUUAUCUUAGAUGUAGGAGAUCCAGUCUUCAGGGCAUGAGGACUAAUAAGUAGCUGAUACAGCAAUUUUGCUGAUUCCACAGCUCCAUUUAUGGGGGAUAAAAAGUAGGGAGUAGUGCACGAACCUAUGGUUUUUCAGUCCUCUUGCUUUAUUCUAAUGCAACACUUGCACAGAUUUCCUGUCUGACCAUGGGCCAUGGUUUUCAGUGUCCCGAGACUUGAGCAAUAUGUAACUCUUGGGGCAGAAUCUAUACUGAAUGUAUCUAUCAUGGGAGUGAAAUUGCAGUACCGAAGAGAAAAAUGCAUCAUGCCAAGCCAAGCUGGAUUCACUCUCAUCUAUUGAACAUUGUUAGAGGGAGAUAACACCCGUACACAUGCAAGCAGAGUCUUUGAGAAUUUGUGAGAUGAGUGGGGUUGUUAUUUAGACCUCUGAUGGCAGAGCAAUGUUACAGACAUGGUUAUCUGAAAGAAUACUUGAUGGUCUUACUGGAACUAGUUACCAAGGGAACCUGACUUCUCCUUUCCUACUGAGGACCAGUCUUAACUCUAGGUGCAGGUAUUUGUGUUUGCCCAUGUCUUUUGUUGUCAUGUUUCUGAAAUUUGUUGAUUUUUCUGCACUGUGUAAUUUGCUGUUGAUGAUGUAUGCACUUCUGCAAGUAACAUUCCACAAAUAUUUCUGUUCUAAGGAAUAGGCCUUCAAAAGUUUGUAAAGUUGAAAGUUAGAACUGAGUUUUUUCUUGUUUCCCAUUGUCCUAUUGGCAAAUUGCUACAAAUAACUAGUUACUUUGUGAAACUGACUAAGUUGGUUUUACUUUUAUUUGUAGCUUUUAAAAAUUGAAGUCUUUAUGGGGCAUGUCAGAAAACAUACAUUUUGUCAGAAGUGUGUUUUAAAUCAUCAACAAGGCCUUAUCCAGAAGACAGCAGGAAAUUCUUGAAUUAGCUUUGAGUUUUGUAUUUCAUAAAAAAAACCAAAACGCCACAUUUUUGUUCGUCAUAGUUUUUUUGGAAACACUGUAUACUUGUCUCACUAGUAUGUGGACAGGCAUGUCCUGAAGCAGGAGUGCUUUCUGUUUCCAAAAGAAGUUCAUCUCUCCAUAGCAGAGGCAAAGAUCUUCACUGAUUUUGUGGAAGAUUCAGUUCUGAGGAAUUGCAGUCCUAGAUUUUACUGUACUGAAUAUGGCAGAAGCAUUAUUCUCUAUAUACCAAGUAUCUCUGUGACCAUUUUUCUUGAAUAUUUUAUGUUUUUACUAAAAAUUCCCAUAGGAAAUUAUUUAUGUAAAUCAUUGUGAGGGUCUUGGUUUGGACCUUGAGGACUGGUUAGUCUCCCCUUGUGCUGAUUUUUAUGCCCUUUCCUUAUGCAUGUAUUGUGAUAGUCUCAGAUUACUCAGUUUCAUACAGUAACUUUCCAGAAUGUUGUCUAUCAUCACUUCAUUUCAGUAACUUCCUGCUUUGAAGCAUAGGAGGAAUUUCUGAAGACUUCAUUUUGGCAUUUGGAUUUACCAUUUUUGUCUUCCUGAGCUUCCUGUGUUAAGUAUCUUCUACUUGACAUUGAUACUUGAUGUCAUUAGCCUGUGGAUAAAUAAGGGUCAGUCUUAUUCUGACUUCUGUUGCACAGGGGGAUGUCGUCUGGUUGUAAGAGUCUGGAGUAGAGUCAGGGACUAUUAUCUAGUGUGUGAUACAAAGCUGAAGAUUCAAAGCAGCAGAAUUUACCCAGAGCAAGUACAAUGUCUUAGCAUGGAUGCUAUUUUCUUCUUCCAAUUCAAACGUGACUGCUAUAUUGUGCUCUGUUUGAUCAAAGCCUCUGCAGUUCUGCCACAUGACCUCCUAGUGAGUUUCUAGAUAUAGUUCUGCAUUGGAUGACACGGUCUUGCACAGAAAUUCUCUUGUUAAUGAGAAUGCUGAAUGUGCUGUUUUGGUAAAAUGCUUUUAUCAGCUGUUGUUCAGUGUUUUCAGCAGGAAAUGCUGGGAUGUAGUUUCUUUUCAUAUCAUCUAUGGGCUUUGUUGCACAACUAUAAACAAAUGGUUAAAUCUUCACCUAACAGCAGAACCCAUUGGGUUCAGUAAGUGUUUGAACUCCUAUCCUAACAUGCCUGGACACAGAGAGAAAUGCAGUACAAAAAAGUGAUACCUGAAGUUGCAAGGAGUGGGGGGGUGUCAGCAGUACGUGUGUGUCAGACUUUUUGUGCCUAAAAAUUAUCCUCAAAUACCUGCACCAUGAGAUACAAAGUGAAACCGUGUCUGCCUUUUGGAAAGAAAUGUUUUACCUCCACUCUUCAUAAUACUAUGAGUCAGUUCUGUGUUCUACUGUUAGAGAAGAAAAUAGUGAAAUGUGGUUUCCCUUCUGAGAAACUUAAUGAUUUGCUGUAUAAAAGGGGAACAUGUUUUCUUGCUUGUCAAUAUCCUCCACAGUGGGUAAGAAAUACAAAUAUAUAAGGGAGACUACUGUCAGGUUUUAAACUCCACGUUUGAACAAAACAUCUUAAUUUCUUAUUGUUCUUUAUGAAGUUUCUGAUUCUCCAGCCUUAAUGUUUCAGAAUCUGGAUGACUGAUUUCUUUUAGACUAGAUUAACUUUCUUGUUAAGUAGAAGGUGUAGUAAAAAGAGGGGGAUGCUGGUGGUGUUAAAAUUGCAAAGCUUGUUCUGGGGAAGAUACAUAUUCCCUUGUUUUAGUGACUGAGUUCUAUUCAUGGUCUUUUUAUUGUGCUGGGCUUUCUUUUUUUGUACGUAUGUAAGUUUGACUCCCUCACAACAUACGGCCAAGUUGUUUCUGCCAUGAAAACCAUAAUUUCUAGAGAACUCUGACUUUCCAGUAAUUGUUAGUUGUUCUUUGGCAUCCUAAUCAGCAGAAAAUACAGUGCCUUGGGGGGGAAAGAGGGAUAGCUGUGGAAUACUCUGCUGGUUCUCUGAUCUGCACAUAGUAUUGUAUCAAGGAGCUUGCAUGUUAACUGUCAAUUGUCAUUGUAUGCUUGAGAGAAGCUGUUGAACUGAGCUGUUUUCCUGUCUGUCUUCUAGACUUGCAUAAUGCUGGAAUGUGUGGCUUAUUGCCUAAGUGAGAAAUCUAGGGGGGUGGGAAAUAUUCGUAGCCUUCUUUGUGAUGGGGUCACUGUAUUGUCACAUUACUCUCCUUCUUGCUGGGGAGAUGCUGCAUCACAUCUCUAUAUGUAACUUUUUCUCACUUUACUCACUAAGAAUCUGUAAUGUUCCUCCUGUCUGAAGCAUCUCGUAGUGCUGUUUUCUGACUAUAAAGUCAGAUCUGUGGAAAACCAGCAAAGGAUUCUGAAGCUAUACUAGCUCAUAGAAUCACAGUUACUGGAAUUGGAAGAGACCUGUAGGGAUCAUCUGGUUCAACUUUAAAGCUCAGGCAGGGCCAUCUGGAGCCAGUUGAACAGGCGUUCCUCUGUGGAAUUUGUGGUCUGGACCCUACCGAAUUUAAUACUCGGGAGCUGGUAUGUGCAGAAAAGCAUAUGCUAUAUGAGGAUGUUGCUGAGGGGAGUGCUACUUAGGAGACCUUGCAUGUGGAAUUUGGCACUGUUACAAGAUGUGAUAAACAUAACUCAGUCUUACACUAUUUAUAGGUAUUGUUAAGAAGCCUACAGGUUUCAGAAUAGAUCUUAAGAGGUGUGCAGAAUAACUUGAGGGCAAUCAGUUUGAACAGUAGGUAAAGACAAAAAACCUGCAGAUCAGAUAAGAACCUGUCCUGUGAGACAGAGUUGGAGUGGAAAGUGGGCUGCGUACAGCAGAGCUGUCCAGGAAAUAACUGCUGACUUUCUGAUCCUGAAGCAAUACUUAAACUCUGUGCUUUACAGAUUAGAGACUGAUAUCUCACAGCACCAUUCUGUGUCUUCCUUUUCUAAGCUGGUCUUGAACUUUGUGCAUUGAGAUUCUUGAACUUUUCAUCACUUCAGAACAAUGAAGUUUGAAUUUUACCUCAGCAGGCAGCUGAUCUGCAGGGAGGACCAGAGGAAUUCCUAGUUUCUCGUGUCAUUUGUAGUCGAUGUGUUAUGCUGGGGAGCUCCAGAGAAUGUAGUCAUCUCAGAAAAUCACUGCCUCUCCCCCACAAUGCCUACAUUUUUGGAUGAAGCAAAUGCUCGAUGACUUAUGCUCAUAUUCACAGCUACCUGUAGAAUCCCAGAACUUGAUGCCAGAACUGCCAGUGCUCUGUUUCUGAUGAGAACUGGAAUCAUAAUGUGAAGUAAAAAGAAACAGUGUAAAACUGGUGUGUUUUGUCUGCAGUUUUUCAAGUAAAUAUAGCUCUUUGCUGCUUCUUAACUAAAAACUUUUUGUAAACCUCUUGCAGGCAAACCAUUACUUCCUUUUUGUUUCUCAACUCUAUCCUGUCAUGACCCGAUUAUGUUGUUUAUGUUUUCUUUUAUUAAGCAAGGGUCUGCUUCCAUUAAUACUGUCUCUUAGAGCUGGAUUUUUGCCUUUUUUCCAUUAUUUAAUCCUAUGACCUAGAAACAUAGUGACUCAUACAAGGCUUAAGGCUGGAUUCCCGGUUGGAACCUGAGCAUCUAUUGCUAAUAGCAUAGUUUGAUGUGUUUUCCUUUUUUUGCAGAAGAUUCUAGUGGAAAUAGGCUUACUGCUGACCUUUUGGACAAGAGCAUUCUGUCUGCAUGUAGCCAGAUCACAUCAAGAUUAAUGUUUGUGGAAAGGCUGCAAAAGUGAGUGAGCUCUAAAGGAACAAGGCUUUGAGUCUUCCAUAAUACAUAACUGUCUGAGACUAUCUAAAAGAUCGAUGGCAGCAGCAGAAAUGCAUUGCUAUACUUACUGGCAACAAUGGGGAAUUUCAUAAUAUUUUUUGCAGUAAGUCCUGGGGAGAAUCAGGCUGGAUGACAAGCAUAUACAAUUUUUACACACAGGGGAACUAAGUUUUUAUGAUAAGUAAUGCUUAUUAACUUAACAAAAAAGAAAGCAACUUGAAAAAUUUUGGUGACUUUAUAAAAUUAGGAGGUAAAUUGUCCUGAUCAUCAAACCUAGUAUUGAAUACAAACUAUUCAUGCUGCUGCCUUUUUGGGAGAGCACUGAGUUGGACUGCUCACUGUGGAACCCACUGUUAGAUUAUUUCUCAAAUGUUUUGAAUAUCACAUAGAGGUUAAUGAAAUUUCAUUUUGACAUGUGACUGAAUUCGUGUCUAAAUUCAGGCAUGCUGACCUGUGUAGGAGACAAUGUUGACUGAAUGAAAGCCCGGUAAGGAAAUGGAGAAGCUGAGAGAUCUUGCCAGGCAAAAGACCUUCCUUGAAGUGCAGAAAUUAGAGACACAGUAAUGCUUGGUUGUGGUUCAGCAUAUUCAUUACAAAAUUUCGGUUACCACAGUGCUAAUAUAAAGGUACAGGAGAUUUGUGAAUUGCUUUUUGUCCACCAGAGGGUAUAAGCAUAAUACACAUUCACUGAAAAUGAGAGAGCAGAGACUUGUCUGAUAACAGUUGAAUCAAUUGAUCAACAGGUUGAUCAUCAAUAUUUCCUAUGUAUGAGAGUGCAAGUCCUGUUUAGAAAGGAGCAAGGGCAGGAGAAGAGGGCUGUAAUGGAGAAAUAUGAAGGUAUAUUGCACUUGACCCCUGACUAAAAACUCCAUUUAAGCCUUUUGGGCUUUCUAAUUUAGCCACUUUCCAGGGAGGCUUGCUGAGACUAUAGUGUUAGAGAAUAACUCCUUAAAGCUCUUUCUUGUACAUUCAAACAGUUUUCUAGCUAAAGGAAGCAGUUCUAAAAUUGCGAGGUUUGUGAUUUAUAACCCCCCCUGCCUCUUUUGCAGUUAACAACAAAUUUCUAUGUGUUUCUGUACUUCAGUAGGGUUGCCUGAAAUUCAUCCUUCAAAUUUUGCAGUGUUUCCUGGUAAGAAUGAGUUGUUUUUUCAAUUGGAUCUAUAGUCUGUGAAAAUAGAGGCAAUUUUAAUCUAAAAAUACAAACGUAUCUAAUGGUUACUAUGGUAAUUUGUGGCUAUGGCAACAGAGUUGACAUUCUGAAGAACAGUGGUUCAAUUUUUUUUUUCUUUUUACUCUUUCUUUUUUUUUCCAAACAGCAACCUAAUUAAUGGUGCAAGCAUUUCAGGAGAAAACACUGAUUUUUUUUAUUUCUUAACCAUGGAAGAUCAUGUGGGUACAAGGGAUUUUGACAUUGUCUUACAUAAGAUUUUUGUAGAAAAGCUCAUUAAGCAUGGGCUGGAUGAGUGAACAGUGAGGUGGAUAAAAAAACCUGACUAAACAGACAGGCUCAGAGAAUGGUGGUCAGUCCCAGGAAGUUUUAACUGCAACACCAGCAGCUAGCAGCACACCCCAGGACUUGGUACUGGAUCUGGUGCUGUUUAACAUCUUCAUUAGUGAUCAGGAUGGUGGAGCAGAGUGUACCCUCAGUAACUUUGCUGAUAACACCAAAAAAUCUAUAUGUUUCUGUUCUGUUUUUCUUUUGUACGAUUAUAGAGUUAAAUAAACAACAUAGUCCUUUCAGGCCAGUGCUAAAUUUCAGCUAAAACUUGUGGGUUGCCCUGUCAUAGUUGAAACCCCCAAAGCAUGUGUUGCAUUAUAGGAAACAAUAAAGAGUGAAAGAGUUCUAUUUAUAGUAAUAUAUUAUUGAGGGAGGUAGGAAUGGGCUCUUAAAACUAAGCCUUGUAUUUAGUGAAUGGCUGUCUCUGCCACCAUAAAGCUAAUGUUAAAGGCUCUCUGCUGGCAACACUCAGUUUCAUUUUUAUAAGAAAAUGUGAUGGAUAUAGAACUCUAGCUGAAGCCACAUUACAGAAUUUUCCAAGCUUUUUCGUUUUUCUAGGUCUUACUAGGAAAUCUAGCAACUGAAUUGAAACUACAGCAUUGCUGCUAUUGCUUUCUAAUUUUGGGCAACAAGUAUCUUAAACAGAAUCUAAAUAGCAUUUAAAUGCUAAUUUUUUAAAAGCCAGCUGUUGUGACUGUUCUGUAUUUGUAUUUGCUACAGGAAUACAGUAACUGGUACUGGAACCACUGUGCUGCCCAAAGCUAUUACCUUAGAAAAGGGAGAAAACAGAAAAAGCCAGCCCAAACCAAACUGGUUCAGAUAUUCCAGUCUCUGGGCUCUGAUGCUGCUCAGCCUAUGUGCUGACCAGUGGGCGGUCUGGACUUAACAUACACAUUGGAAAAGCCUCUUCCUGACACUAACAUCUUUUUUAUCUGUGCUCUGAAGUGCAGUGAUGUUAAAUGUCUGCUUUACUGGGCUGCUUUUGGGAGAGGGAGUUGUUUAAAUUCUUUUCCUAGUUCUUUUUAGAUUCAGUAAAAGUUUAGUCACUUGCUGCAGUAUAGUGACUUAAAUGUAGAAGCACUAUUAGGUAUCCUAAUCUUAUGUUUUGCUUGCUUCAUUACCCAGACUCUUUAUAGGUAUCUUUUUACAUUCUUUUUUUGUGAACACUAUUCAAGAAAAUCAUAUAUUUUCUCUUUGAUAUUUUGCUCUUUUGCUUUCAUUUAUUUUCUCCUAGUUCAAAGCACCCAUUGUUUUUCUUCUUUUUUUUCUCAGAGUAUGAUACAAAAGGUUUUAUUGAUGCAGAUGUGCUUUCAUUCCACAGGGUGGCAGCUAAUCCUUAUUUACCUUUUCUGUAAUUUUGACAUUUUUGCUAGAAGCCACUCUCCUGACCAAGUUCCCCUCCAAGGUGUGAGGAUCAUUAACCUGUAAAUACAGCUCUUCUGUUUGGGUUAGAUGGUAUUUGGAAAAGCUGAUUAUGUUGUUUCUGUUCAGGCUGUUUUGACUUGCUAAAGAUAAUAGCCAACAGGACAAAAAAAGCAUAAUUCAGUGACUAAAUUUUGAAUAUUACAAAUGCUGCUGUUUUACCUGGCUCUCUCUUUUCAGUGGUGCUCCAGGGAAAACUGAACACAAGUGUAUGGUGGUAUCUUUAGGCAAAGGUUAUUUUGAGAGAGGCUUAGUUAUUGAUGUGGGUGGGGGAGAGAGGUUCCAGAAGUUAUUUAUUCACUCUUUACUUCCAGUUUAUUUUGACAGAUAGAUAACUGUAUUGGAUAAUUUGUACUGAAAUCUCCAUAUGUCAGGAUUAUAUGUUUAUGAGUUGCAGAUAUGGUGCUUUGUUCUUUGCAUAAGAGUUUACAUAGUUUUCUCCUAUUUUUUACUCUCCUGUUUCUUAUGAUUAGUGCCUGUGAUUAUUUUUCUUUAAAGGCUGCUGCUUUAUUAUCUUCUCAAACUAUGUUCCUAAGUUGAUUUAAUUUCUCUUCAUGUCUGUCUUAUAUGUUAAGUAUUCUUCCUUUCCCCCUCUUAAUUGUUAAAUAAAGAUACAAGAAGUAAUACAGAGUCUUGCUAUUUCUGCCAUGUAAAAAUCAAGACCAGUUUUGAGAACUCGGAGCUGUCCUGGUUUGGUUUCCUCACCUAGCUCUUGUCUCUUGGUUAGGUUGUGUCCACUUCCCAGAUGUUAACUGAGGAUUUGGGUUCAUAUCUAAAGUGUAGAUUCAAACACUAGUACUGUUACGCAUGUAGGAAACCUCCCUAAAUGGCAACUGCAAAUAAUUCUGGGGAGGACAGAGAGUAGAUAGACUUUAUAUGUGAAGUUAGAGAAUGGUGAAUAUCUGAGUACAUGUGCAGAAUCACGGAUGUUCUGUCAGUGCUACAUAACUGUUACACCCAGGCAUGAAAUUUUAGACUGGUGAGGAUAUAGUGGCAGUCUUGAAGGACAGGUAGCAAGAACCCCACUUACUGAAAAGCCUGUGGUGCAGACUGCAGUCACAGGGUGUGAGAAAAAAAUGUGUUGCAAGAUGAACCUCUCUUAGGGUACGACGCUCCAAGGUCCAACCAGGUGUUCCAGCCGAAACUCACGAAUAGUGCUCUGAGCCUAUAGCUCUCAGGGUUGACUAGCCUGGAUCAGUGCUAUUGCUCCGAGAGCUAACCCCUCUGCUGGCUUGCUCAAGAGUGAGUUGAGCCUGUGCUUCAAGCCUCACCUUUUAUUGGCCCCCUAAUCCUGCUCAUGCGCAGUUAGGGCCUGCCUUAAUCAGGCACAGGUGGGCUUAACACAAGCUCAUGCCCACUACCUGGCAAUUAGUAGCGCCUGGUUGCCUCAUUUCACUACAAAAAUGGGCUGUGAGAAGAAUUUUUUGUGGUUAUCAUCAGCAGUUGGUCCUACACCCACCCUGGUGGUGAGUAAAGUGGGUAGUCAGGACUAGCACUUGUAGUGACUGGGAUAAGAGAAGAAUUAUUCAGCUAGCAGGGUUCUGCUGGCAUCUUUCUGCUUAGUGUUUUUUGUAGCACUCAAUGCUUUAUCUGAUGCACUCUGAUUUCUAGCUGGAACUUAGUAACAGGAGUUGUGGACCGAGUCUCUGGUUUUGACUGAGCUGAAGUACUUUUUUGACAUCAAAAUUCAGCCUAGCUUUUUUUAUUUCUUUUUCCCCCCCCUAAGUGUAGUUUGCCUUCAGGACACUUUGUUUUCUCUUUUCCCUCCUUGCUGUCAGUUUUUUCUGCCAUUGCCAUGAACGUCAAGCCUGCCAGCAUUCUGCCUCCCUGGAUGUCCUCAUGAAGGAGGCAGAUUUGCUGCUGCUGCCUUUUCAGCCAUCUCAGACUUGACAUUCCCACCCUUAGCAGUCAGAAGAUAAAAUAUUUAUGUAGUAAAUAGGUGUUUUGUCUGUAGUUCUGGACAUACGCAAAAAAUACUAUGUGGUUAUUUUAUUCUCUGUAUAGGUCCAUGGUUUUUAUACAUUCCCAGUUUCCCCAGAGGACAAGUGUAUAUUAAUGUAUUGGAUGAACGCUCAAAUAUGAUGCAACAGCACAUGCCCUGCACAGGAUGAUAACAGGAGGAGUGAAUGAGUUGUACAGGUUUGGAGUUUGUUUUUGGCUAUUGGUUAUAGCACUGACAACUCUUCAAUUUCAGCCUCUUCUCCCAGGUUAGCAGGCUCAAAUAUAAAGUACCACUGAAUUUGUUGAGUUGUAGCUGAUAUGUUAGAGAUGAUUGGCAAGCAGCUUAGUCUGCUAGAAAUGAGAUGUACAUAAUUAUUUUGGAUCCUAGAGAUUACUAUCUGGUAAGGAGAAUUUAUCCUACCAGAGAGCAUUCUGACUCACCAGAGCUGUCGUUAUUGAAUAACAUGGAUAGUCAUCAGGCUUUGGAAGCAUUCUGUGCAUUCAAUAGGAGAUAUGUGCAAUUCUCAUCAGCCUUACUUCCCAUGGAAUGAGAGUACAAAAACCUGUCCUGAGUGGGUAUGCUUUUUUUUUUUUUUUUUUUUUUUUCAGUAGCAGGGGGGAUGAUUUGUAUUCUUUCUAGCAUGUAGAAACCAUUAAAAUGUUUCUAAAUCAUAAGUAUCAUUUGACUACGUAAGACAGGGAUCAAAAUGAAAACAAAAAUAAAAAGGAAUUGCCUUAAGAAUGAUGGAUUUGUGCUUCCACCUUUGAUUUAACAUGUGAAACCAAGCCUCAUGUUCUUUCUAGUGGACUGUGAUACAGCCAGUGAUCAGUGAAACACAUCGCUUAGUCUACUGGCUGUAAGUGGUAGUAUGAGGGGUACAGUGGUAUAUCCAUGGUAUUCUGGUUCUAGCCUUAAAAAUGUGUAUUAAUCAUUAUAUUUCAUAUAACUGUGCCCAGACUUUUGGCUGCUUUUUAUGCAGUCUCUUUUGGUUUGCUUGUUAGUACUUCGUGAAGAGUUUUUCUUGGACAGUGUUAAGUGGGCAGAGACUCUUGAAAUGGGCACAUGAAAAGGAUCAGAGAUUCUGUGAGAGAAGUGAUUCGUUUCAGGGAACAUCUCUUUAAACCCUCUAAAAAGCUUUUACACAUGCUUGUAUAUUAGUGAACUAAUAUAUUUAUUUAUAUAAGGAUAAAUUCUUCAGCACACAAACUGAAUAACCAUGCUAAUACCUAUCAAAUCAGUUUUCCUGAUAGUACAGGAGCAAUGUAGUUCCAGUAGGAAUGCAAAUAUGCUGUUGCUAUGGAGCUUCUGCCAUCAUCAUCAUAGUAAAAAAAGACUGCAAAUGCUGUGGUACUCUGAUUGGAAAAGAAGCAGUCAUAACUUUAAUUGAUUUUUACAGAAUUCUCUAAUUAUACAUUUUAGUAGUGAAAUAGGAGAGAUGGUCCCACUAAAGUAAUUUGGAUUAUUUUCAGAAAGUGACUUAACUCUCGUCCCAGGAUUUAUGAUAGAUUUCCAUGCAACAAGAUAGCAAAAGCCAGGAGCAGAGAAAUAAGACAUUAUUAGUCAGCAUGUGGACGCAACUAAGCCAGUGACCAAGAGGAAUACACAUAGGUUGAAUUAAGUCAGUGUACACAGAUGUGUACAGCUGUGGUCAAAGAAAACACCCCUCCUGAACAAGUGACUUAAAAGUAAGAUGUUAAACAAUUAAAACCAUGAAGUCUAGAAAAUUCUGGCCUGUUUAGAACUACUCAGAAUAAGAAAGAAGUAAUUGAAUACAUUGUUUAGUUAAAGUUACUAAUUUAAUCCUGAUUUAACACUGCUGUUCCUAUAGUGCAUGCAUCUCAAUGAUGCAUCUCUGAUUUGUGGACAUAGAUACUUCACUAAACUUUACAUACCUAAAUGUUUAAAUGUCCUCCUAAGUACACUAUGAUUUCAGUUCUGUGUGUUCUGCCUGAAUCCUUUUUUGUGCAGAAGUGUUUAGUAAUGAAUGUAGACUCCUCAACAGUAGAAUGACCUCUUGUGCAUGUGAAAUUAGGCAAAUGAAAAUCAUACAAUGAUUUUUCUUGCUGACAUAAUGUACACCAAAUGUUGAUCCACCAGUUUCUUACUGUUUAAUGCAUCUUGUUUUCUAGAGUUCUUUCCAGGAGAUUAAAGACAUUAUUUCUUCUUAGAAGACAGUCCUUUCAAAUUGCUUUUUUCUUUCUUGUUCCUUUUUUUUUUAUUAAUCAUUUAUUGCCAUGAUUUUCCUUUACCCCUCUGAUUAUGUCAUCCUGUACCCCUCAAAUCAAACAGACUUUAGAUACUAGGUAUUGUAUGUUCCUUAGGUUUUGAUAUUUAUGUUCAGUAGCUUUAACAAUGCAUCAUAAUUUGCAUUAUUUGUAGAUUUAUUAUAUGAUUUAUGAAUGACUCUGAAGUGUAUCAGGUUUUGAAGUAUUCUACUCAGUUCCUUUUCAGUUACACUUCUGUUAUCUUUGUAGGUCUUUCUCAUCAUAACUUAUCUUGGAAAAUUAAAAAUUUGGAUAUAUAAUUAAACAUGGUAAAAGUU
Calypte anna (Anna's hummingbird) is the source of this 13953-nucleotide messenger RNA. RefSeq names its product receptor accessory protein 2 (gene REEP2). Gene Ontology annotation, biological process: endoplasmic reticulum tubular network organization. Gene Ontology annotation, molecular function: taste receptor binding; microtubule binding. Lineage: Eukaryota; Metazoa; Chordata; Aves; Apodiformes; Trochilidae. The record is from RefSeq and is a predicted model, not a curated record. Gene Ontology annotation, cellular component: cytoplasmic microtubule; endoplasmic reticulum tubular network; endoplasmic reticulum membrane. The coding region runs from base 62 to 859 and encodes 265 amino acids. The transcript has 8 exons.